Molecule: messenger RNA, 2139 nt
Organism: Paramisgurnus dabryanus
Lineage: Eukaryota; Metazoa; Chordata; Actinopteri; Cypriniformes; Cobitidae
Gene: f2rl1.2
Product: coagulation factor II (thrombin) receptor-like 1, tandem duplicate 2
Biological process (GO): positive regulation of Rho protein signal transduction; blood coagulation; thrombin-activated receptor signaling pathway
Cellular component (GO): plasma membrane
Molecular function (GO): thrombin-activated receptor activity
Source: RefSeq, a predicted model, not a curated record
CGAGGCUUCGAGGUGUGUCGUUUCUAUCAGGUCGACUAAAAGCGUUUAACUGAGAGGAACGGUGGAGCUCGUGCAGUUUGAUUGUGCAUCCAAGAAACACUUAAGAGAGUCUGAUUUAUUUCAACUUACUAUUCUGUUUAAUACAAAAGGUCUUUAAACAGACAGAUUAUGGCUAUCGCGGGAAUUUUUCGCGUCUUGUUUAUUUCCGCUGGUUUGCUCUUCGCGGCCGCUCAGCAAGGUAACAUGACAGGUAACAUGACAGGCAAAGGACGUAGUUUUUUAGGCAUUCAGGAUUUAAACGGUGUCUACGUUGACCAGAUCACUAGAGAUGCACUACAGAGCCGUCUCAUGACCGUCUUUCUGCCCAUUAUCUACAUCAUUGUCUUUGCUUUGGGGUUACCCAGCAACGCCAUGGCGGUAUGGGUCUUGCUGUUCCGGUCAAAGAAAAUUCACCCCUCUGCCAUCUACAUGGGCAACCUGGCAUUGGCCGACCUUAUGUUUGUGAUAUGGACCCCACUGAAGAUUGCCUAUCACUUAAAAGGAAACAACUGGACAUUCGGCGAAGGCAUGUGUAAAGUAAUGGUCGGGUUCUUUUACGGCAACAUGUACUGUUCUAUUCUCUUCAUCACUUGUUUGAGCGUGCAACGAUAUUGGGUCUGCGCUCACCCCCUUUCCCAACAGAGGAAAAACAACAAACUGGCAAUCAUCCUGUCUGGGUGUAUCUGGGUCUUUAUUUUAGUCAGCAGUACGCCUUUGUAUCUGUACCAGCAGACUGCUAACAUCUCAGAUCUAAACAUCACCACCUGCCAUGACGUGAACGUUAUCAGCCAAAAGAACUUCAUUGAGAACAAUGCGUUCCUGGAUGUCCAAAAGCCCUACUACUACUUCAUGGUGAUGGCAACUCUGGUGUUCUUUAUACCGAUGGUGGUCAUAAUCGUAGCUUACAUCCUCCUCCUUCGAUCGCUCGGGACCUCGGGGGUGAAAGGCAGUGCCGGAAAAAGCCGCCAGCGUGCCAUUCUCCUCAUCAUAACGGUGCUCAUCACAUUCUUGGUCUGCUUUAUUCCCAGUAACGUGAUGGUGGUCGUACAUUACGCCCUCUUGGGAAAUGGUCUGACUAACAACGGCUACGGCUUCUACAUCACCACGCUGUGCCUGGCCAGUCUCAACAGCUGCAUGGAUCCUUUCGUGUACUACUACGUGUCGGAGGAAUUCAGGGAUCACGUAAAGAACACCCUACUGUGCCGUAGCAGUCGCACGGUGGAGAGGAUGAGAGUAUCUUUCAGCUCGAUGAAAUACUCAAAAAAGUCCAAAUCGUACACUUCCAGCACGGCAAACACAGAAAGCAGCAACUGCUGAAAACACACCUGUGCAAGUACCAAUGUGUACAGGCUUGUGCUUUUAUGUUUAUAUAUUUAAGACUGUGGCAAAAUGGAUGGAGACGAUUGUUAUUUAUUUAUCACCACAUUCUCUUUUUGGAAUUCUGUGGGAACUGAGAGGGAAUUUCUGCUGUCUCAGUCCAUGGGGUCUCUUUAGGUGAUAUUUUAUUUUCGCUCCAUCAGGACCUGCUGACGAGACUGAGAAGACUGUUAAAACAGAAUGAUCUGUUUGGACAUGUUCUUGUAAAACUGUCUUUCAGUCAUGACUUCAUAUAACAAGCAUAUGCAAAACAUCAGAGGACCUGGAGGUACAAGCACAAUCAUAAAACUUGAAGAAGAUUAUUGAGCCAGCCAGAUCUUUUAUUGGUUCCAUUUGUUUAUGUCCAGAUGGAUUUGCAUAAUGAUAUUUAAUGUGAAUAUAUAUAUAUGCCUUUCAGCCAGAAUAAGUUGCUGUUUAUGUUACAAUGUUUUGUUUUUUACUGCAUCAGGACAUCAUCUGUUCAUUAUAUAAUCAUAACUCGGUCAGCCACUUUUCAUGAAAUAUGUUUUUUACUUUACAUGUUAAACCACGGUAAUUUGCAUAAUGAGCAUUGUAUAAUUCUGUUUGGUUCAUUGUAUGUCUGUUACAGUCUGCUAUUUAUUUUAGUUCAUCACAAUUUUAUCUUGAUCGUUCAUUUCUGUUUUUAUAUUUAUCGGACUUGGCUGUACUGUGACCUACUUUAAGUCUUGUGUAAUAAAAGACACAUCGCCGCUUUAUAAAAUA